Messenger RNA from Felis catus (domestic cat), 2646 nucleotides. RefSeq names its product mitogen-activated protein kinase kinase 2 (gene MAP2K2). NCBI's taxonomy places the organism in Eukaryota, Metazoa, Chordata, Mammalia, Carnivora, Felidae. The transcript has 12 exons. The coding region runs from base 277 to 1560 and encodes 427 amino acids. The record is from RefSeq and is a predicted model, not a curated record. Gene Ontology annotation, molecular function: ATP binding; protein kinase activity. Gene Ontology annotation, biological process: protein phosphorylation.
UCGUCGCUCCCCCUCCCUGCCCUCGGCCUCCCGGGCUCCGGCUGCAGCGUCAGCCUCGGGCGGGCCUCCCUUGCGGCGGCGGCGGCUCCUCGGCCUCAGCGUCGGCGCCUCUCGGCGCCCCUUGGCCGCGGUCCGCAGCGACGCCCGCCCUCGCCGCCCCGGUGCCCGCCUAGGCCGCGGCCGCAGCCCCGGGCUCACGUCGGCGCCGCCCGCUCCCGGCCCGCCCCCUAUGGGCCCCGGUUAGAGGUGCCGCCGCCGCCGGCCCGCGGAGCCCCGAUGCUGGCCCGGAGGAAGCCGGUGCUGCCGGCGCUCACUAUCAACCCCGCCAUCGCCGAGGGCCCGUCCCCCACCAGCGAGGGCGCCUCCGAAGCAAACUUGGUGGACCUCCAGAAGAAGCUAGCGGAGCUUGAACUCGACGAACAGCAGAAGAAGCGUCUGGAAGCCUUCCUCACCCAGAAGGCCAAGGUCGGAGAGCUCAAGGACGAUGACUUCGAAAGGAUCUCGGAACUGGGGGCCGGGAACGGCGGGGUGGUCACCAAGGUCCAACACAGACCCUCCGGCCUCAUCAUGGCGAGAAAGCUGAUCCACCUGGAGAUCAAGCCGGCCAUCCGGAACCAGAUCAUCCGCGAGCUGCAGGUGCUGCACGAGUGUAACUCCCCAUACAUCGUGGGCUUCUACGGGGCCUUCUACAGCGACGGCGAGAUCAGCAUCUGCAUGGAGCACAUGGACGGCGGCUCUCUGGACCAGGUGUUGAAGGAAGCCAAGAGAAUUCCCGAGGAGAUCCUGGGGAAGGUCAGCAUCGCGGUUCUCCGGGGUUUGGCGUAUCUCCGGGAAAAGCACCAGAUCAUGCACCGAGACGUGAAACCGUCCAACAUCCUCGUCAACUCCCGAGGGGAGAUCAAGCUGUGCGAUUUUGGGGUGAGCGGGCAGCUCAUCGACUCCAUGGCCAACUCCUUCGUGGGAACUCGGUCCUACAUGUCUCCAGAGCGGUUGCAGGGCACUCACUACUCGGUGCAGUCGGACAUCUGGAGCAUGGGCCUGUCCCUGGUGGAGCUGUCCAUCGGAAGGUACCCCAUCCCCCCGCCGGAUGCCAAGGAGCUAGAGGCCAUAUUUGGCCGGCCCAUGGUUGACGGGGCAGAAGGAGAGCCUCACAGCAUCUCACCACGGCCGAGACCCCCUGGACGCCCCAUCAGUGGCCACGGGACGGACAGCCGGCCGGCCAUGGCCAUCUUCGAGCUGCUGGACUACAUUGUGAAUGAGCCGCCUCCCAAGCUGCCCAGCGGUGUCUUCACCCAGGACUUCCAGGAGUUUGUAAAUAAAUGCCUCAUUAAGAACCCAGCGGAGCGAGCCGACCUGAAGACGCUCACGCCUGGGGAGGCCUGCUCUUCAGGCACCUCCACGACACGAGACCGCGAGGGUCACACCUGCUGGUUCUCGGUCUCUGGUGCCGAGCGUCCAAACACGAGCGUCUCUCAGUUACCGCAACGUGGUCUUUCCAAACCACACCUUCAUCAAGCGGUCCGAGGUACAAGAAGUGGACUUCGCCGGCUGGUUGUGUAAAACGCUGCGGCUGAACCAGCCCAGCACGCCCACACGCACCGCCGUGUGACGGGGACCCCCGGCGCCCCGCUCUCCCCCGCCCGCCCGCCCGCCCGUCUCCGGGGAGGGCGGCCCUGCUCCUGGCGUCUUCUCAGACCUGCUUCCUUAGGUUCAAAACAAAACAGGGAAAGAAAAAGCAAACUGUGCCCGUCGUACUCGUUCCAUUCGUUCUGGGGCGGCGGCCCCUGGCCCAGUCCCGGGGCAGGAGAGCCGCCCGGGGGGGCAGCGCCAGCCCCGAGCCCGCCGCCCACCGGGGGAGGAGGGGGUGGGGGUGGCACCGGGAGCCGGCCUCGCUCUGUUCCCAAGGGACGCGGCCUCGGAGGGGACCUCUGGACACCGGCGUCCUUCACCGGACGGGGAGGGGCGCCCUGCCCCCGACGCCCAGCACUGUCCCUGGAGGUGGCCGUGGGGUCGGCCCCUCUGCCCUCCCCACCGCCUCUCGUCACUCAGCGUCCUGUGACCUGCGCCUCAGGAGGGACCCGCUCAGCCCCGCCCCGUGCUCAGGGGACAGACACUUCUGACUUCACGGCAGCGAGCCGGCACCUGGCAGAAAGGACGUGGCGGGUUUCCAAGCUGUCGGCGGAGCCGGCAGACGAGGCCCGUGCCGUCCCCGAGCCUGCGCACCGCCAGAUGCGACCAGGUGGCUCCUCGUGUCCCCUCCGCUUUCCCAGAUUCGGGAGUGACUGCCCAGGGCGGGUCACUCGGGCCAUCCGCGGGGUCAGCCGCAGCCGCCGGGAGAGGGAGGUGGUCCCAGUUCCUCGUCCGUCGGGGCCCGGCCGCACUGCCCCUGGAGCCGCUUCUGAGACUUUCUGUCCUCGGAGCCCCGGAGAAGAUGGAGCUGGGAGCCGGGGGCUCCCCUGGACACUGCCCGCGGGCUGGGACGAGCCGACGCUCAGCUUCGGGGAAUCGCAGGAGGAGCCCUCGUCUCCUGUGGACACCAGAGAGACGGGUUGCUGGCUCCUUCGACCGGCUUUCAGGGUCGUCCACUUCCCAGAUCCCCCAAAGUCUCACCUGGUCGGGAGGAGAAUAAAGAUAAGCGGAAGUCGA